Molecule: messenger RNA, 961 nt
Organism: Aaosphaeria arxii CBS 175.79
Lineage: Eukaryota; Fungi; Ascomycota; Dothideomycetes; Pleosporales
Product: extracellular metalloprotease
Exons: 3
Coding region: 107-961 (284 amino acids)
Molecular function (GO): metallopeptidase activity
Source: RefSeq, a predicted model, not a curated record
CAUCGACAUCGCAACGAUCAUUGCACUGCCAGCGUACAAACGACCGCCUACAAACAGUCGUAUUUAAACAGUCAUUACUACUUUCUUCCAAUUCACAACCGCCACUAUGCAGUUCAAGACAAUCAUUUUCUCAUUGCUAGCCGCCUCCACUGUGGCUGCGAAGCGUAACUGUGGUACACCUUCGCCCUCAGGGGAACAAACUCUCCUUGCUCAGAACCUUCUUUUGGACGAGCAAGCGCAGUUGCAGGCGGGAAACUCAUCACGACUGGCUUCUGUUGCUGCCGUCGAAAGCAUCACCAUCAAUGUAUACUGGCACGUCAUAGCCAGCGCGAGGAACGUCAACGGCGGUUACCUCGCCCAGGAGACACUGGAUGCUCAGCUCAGUGUUCUCAAUGAUGCAUAUGCUCCCCAUAACAUCCAGUUCAAGCAGGCUGGAGCGGACUGGACCAUCAACACCCAGUGGGCAAAUGAUCAAGGAGAACUGGCUAUGAAACGCCAGCUCCGAAAGGGCACAUAUGCUGAUUUGAAUGUAUACUUCAUCCCCGGAACACAGUAUCUGGGAUACGCAUACUUCCCAGAAAACGCUCCCCAGGGAUCUCAGGCUUUCACCCUCGACGGUGUAGUCAUCUUAUCUGGCUCAGUUCCUGGAGGCGCUCUGCCAGAAUACAACAUCGGCCACACUGCCACCCAUGAGGUUGGCCACUGGCUUGGUCUUUACCACACUUUCGAGGGCGAUACUUGCGGAGGCAAUGGCGACUUCAUCGACGACACCCCUGCUGAGGCCGAAGCCGCAUUUGGAUGCGAGCUCGAGAGGGAUACCUGCCCCAACGAUCCUGGAAAGGACCCUGUCACCAACUACAUGGAUUACUCCGACGACGCCUGCUUCACUGGCUUCACCAAGGGUCAAGAGACCCGCAUUUACAACUACUGGGAUCAAUUCCGUGCUCAGUUCCAGCUAUGA